Messenger RNA from Lycium barbarum (goji berry), 3768 nucleotides. RefSeq lists its product as uncharacterized. The coding region runs from base 1336 to 2346 and encodes 336 amino acids. The transcript is spliced from 2 exons. Gene Ontology annotation, molecular function: nucleic acid binding; zinc ion binding. The record is from RefSeq and is a predicted model, not a curated record. NCBI's taxonomy places the organism in Eukaryota, Viridiplantae, Streptophyta, Magnoliopsida, Solanales, Solanaceae.
UUCCUUCCUUUCGGGUUCAAAUCCCGGUCAAUUAAAAAUUUUUAAAAAAUGAUUUUAGAUUAGGCCCAUAAACAAAAAUCCGUCAUGUCCACCAUCUUCAGCACAAGCUUUUGGUUUCCGAACAAUACAUUCUCUCAUCAGUUUAAUCAUGGCAAACGUAGCAGCAAGAUCAUUUUUACAAGUAGCAGUGAAAGAAGAAGAAGACUUGUACCUUUAUCUCUUUUACUCUCUCUAUUUAUUUACUUUCUUUACUUAUUACUCCGUCCGUCCCAUAAUAAGUGUUAUCUUAACAAAAAAACAUGCAUGUUAAGAAAUGAAGUGUGAAGUUUACUAUUUUUGCUCUUAAUGAUUAGAGCAUGCACAAGUAGUUCAUUUUUUGACAUUGAGAAUCCAACCAUCAUUUAGGGCUCGUUUGGUAUGAUAGAUAAGCAAAAAUAGUCCUGGAAUAAAAAUUUAGUGCCGCCUUAUCCUACGUUUGGUUGGAAUAAAAACUCGGGAUAACUAAUCCCGGGAUUAAUUUUCCUGGGAUUAUAGUGUUUUUUAAUCCCACAUUGGGGGUGGAAUAAUAAUCCCGGGAUUAGUUAUCCCGGGAUAACUUGUUUUCUAACCAAACGACUAAUCCCGGGAUAACUUGUUUUCUAACCAAACGAGCCCUUUAGAGUACUACUACAUCUUUUUGCCUCUUACUAAUCCUAUCUUUCGUAGGCCAAAACUUUCAUUUUCACGUGAAAUCCAAAAUUUGACAUUGUGAAUCCAACUUUUGGCCUUGAAUAAAGAAACUUGCCAUUUUUUGUCCAAGGGCAAAGAUGAAAAAAAACUAGUCAAUAUAUGCAUUGGUAUCCUAAGGUGAUACUUAUUAUGGGACAAAUUUUUUUGGCUAAGGUGACACUUAUUAUGGGACGGAGGGUGUAUACACUUAAAUCAUUUUGUUUACAAUGAAUAUAAAUUCUUAAGCUACAUUGUGCACGUGGAAGCAGUUACCAUAUUUUUAUUAUGGAAAAAUGAGCAUAUAAGGGAUUACUGUGGAGUUGUACAAAGUCCUUAAUGUCAAAAAUAUCCCAAAUAGUGGAUAUCCAAAAUAUCCCAAAAUAUCCCAAAAUAUCUCAAAAUAUCUCAUUUCCUGUUUCUCUAUAAAUAGGAUGCACAGAUGUAAUGUUGAAAGAGCAGAAGUAAGAUAAUCUGAUAUCUCUCUACAUAUUCUCUCUCUACAUAUUUCUUCUGUAUAUUUACUUUAUAGUUAUUAUUUUAUAACACGUUAUCAGCACGAGACUCUGUCAUCUCGAGCAAAUACUUUACAAGCCUCGAAGGUAUUGAUUUCUUUGUUUUCCAUUACUAAUGGCAAAUCUUUCUAGACGUGAAUUUGUAGCCUUAGAUAUAUCCGGCAAUAGCUAUAUGUCUUGGAUUCUUGAUGCCAAGAUUCACCUUAAUGCGAUGGGUCUGGAAGACACCAUCAAAGAUAAAAAUGAGGCAUCAAACCAAAACCGUGCUAAGGCAAUGAUAUUCCUCCGCCAUCAUCUUGAUGAGAAUUUAAAAAUGGAAUAUCUCACGGUUAAAAAUCCUCUUACGCUGUGGAAUGAUCUGAAAGAUAGAUAUGAUCACCUGAAGUUGGUCAUACUUCCACAAGCACGUUUUGAUUGGCUCCAUUUAAGGUUCCAAGAUUUUAAAUCUGUUAAGGCAUACAAUUCUACUAUGUUUAAAAUUAUUUCUCAAUUGAAAUUAUGUGGUGAAAAUAUUACUGAUCUUGAUAUGCUGGAGAAAACAUUCUCCACUUUUCCUGCCUCGAGUAUGCUCCUGCAGCAGCAAUACCGAGAGAUGAAGUUCAAAAAAUAUUCUGAUUUAAUCUCACAUCUUCUAGUGGCUGAACAACAUAAUGAAUUAUUGAUGAAAAAUCAUGAAAGCCGACCCACUGGUACUGCCCCAUUCCCUGAAGUGAAUGAGGCAAAUUUUCGCCAUUCUAGGCGUGGAAGAGGUCGUGGCCCCAGUCGUGGUCAUGGUCGUGGUCGAGGAAGGGAUUUUAAUCAUGAUUCUCGUUUUGCACCAUAUAAUACCCUUGACCACCAGCAGUGUAAAAGGAAGGAUGAAAAGCAUGAAGUUGUGCAAAAGAAAAAUUCAGAAAAUAAUUGCUUCCGAUGUGGAGGAAAAGGGCACUGGUCACGUACCUGUCGUACGCCAAAGCACCUUGUUGAGCUAUAUCAAGCCUCCCUCAAAAGGGCAGAAAAGGAUGCCGAAGCAAAUUUUAUUUCUGAAGAUAAUGUUGAGCCUAUGCAUCUAGAUGUGGCAGAUUUCUUUGAAUUCCCUGAAGGAAAAAUAGAUCAUCUGAUCGGUGAUGGAUCUGUAUUAACUUAGAUAUUUCAUACAUGUCGUUUGUAUUAGCUAUUGUGGUUAUGUUUCCAUAUAUAUGUAAUAAAGUGUGUGUAAUACUUUGUCUAAUCAAAAUAUCUACUUCGGUGUUUACUUUGCCUAUUCUUUCGUUUUGAAGAAUAUAUGGAAAAUCCUCAAAUAUUAUUUGGAUCAAUGACCAAUCAUGAAGAUAUUUGUGUAAUUGAUAGUGGAACAACGCAUGCUAUAUUCAAAGAUGAGAAAUACUUUUCUUACUUGCGUAGAAAAAGGGAAAAUAUUAAUACAACUUUUGGUAAUAGAAAUUAAUGAUCAAAGGCUCCAGAAGAGCUAAUUAUUUAUUUACAAGUAUCAUGACACUAGCAGUGUCCAAAUAAUAUAUGAUUAUGGUGAACAAAUUAAUGUCUCUCGAAGAGCUUAUAUAUGAUAGUACCAUUCAUCUCAGAUCAUAAUUAUUUCGAUCGGAAAAUAAAUUAUAGUAAACCUGAAGUUUACUAGCGAGAAAAAUGGUCAUCAUAUUGAGACUACAGAUGAUUGGAAGAUUGAAUAUCUCCAACUUAUUACGGGUAGGGUCGCGUGUGUAAAAGUGUUACCCGAGCAUGAUGAGAUCGCAUGUCACAAUAAACCAGAAGUUUUGACAUAAAAUUUCAUGCAACAGCAAACCAGAAGUUUAUUAAAAGAAAUAGCACUCGUCAUAGUAAACUUGAAGUUUACAGGUACAGAUAAUUUUAUCAGUUGACAAGACCAUUUUGAUCGUCCUGAUUUAAAUCUGAUGUGCUAAUUGAGUAUUAAAAACAUAUUGAAGAACUAGAAGAUUCUUCAAGAAUUUGUUUGUGUUGCUUGUUCUCAUGAUAAGUUGAUUACACCAGCUAAUGUUGGGACUGAAUCCCCAAAAUUCUGAAAAAUAUAAAAGGUGAGUGUGGGCCCCUUCACCUGCAAUGUGAUGUCUUAAAUAGAUGCAUCUAUGAGACGGUCACAUGUAUGUUUAUUGUCAACUGGCAGUUUGACAUUUACAAAGUUGCUUGCUCAAAAUAAUUGAGUUGGAAGCACAAUUUUCAGAAUAUGUAAUCAAGACAAUGAUCUUGAUAAUGCUGGUUUAUAUCUAAGUUGGUUUGGCAUUGGAUGCCUCCUGACCUAACUAUUUCAUAUUUCAUCUGCAAAAUAUGCUCUUAAUGUCCCUGAAGGACAAAGUCUACAACGUGCAUGGAGCAUGGUAGACCAAUCGGUUCCAAAUAUAAUAAUCCUUGAAAAAGGGAGGAACAAAUGAUCAUAAUAAGGAGGCAAUGUGCUCUUGAAGAGCUACGACAUAACACUUCAUAAACCUUAUGGGAGGUUCAGGUACCUGAAAAUAAUGAAGUGAUGAGAUCUCAGUAAGUUAUGUCGAAUUGCGAACCGAUACAACAUGAUAUCUUCUCGACAAUAUACAAUAUA